AUGUCGACAUUCCAAUUCGCCAACUCGGACGCCAAAGUACCGGGCAAUGCGCCAGCCUCUACAGACAUCUGGGCCAAGCCCCCCUCCACCACACGCUUCUCCGCCCCAAUUCUAUACCAAUCGGUGCCACUGAAGUCAUUCAAGCGAGUCCGAGUCGCCUUCAAUGCCCUCUGGCAGCAGAAAUACGAUCAGGGUGGAAUCAUUCUUGUUCUCAACGCCGCCGAUGGCAGUAAGAAAUGGGUAAAGAGUGGCAUUGAGCUCACUCAUGGCAAGCCCCAUCUUAGCGUUGUCGCCAAGGACAACUGGGCAGAUUGGAGCUUGCUACCCGUGCCGUCAGGUGGUGGUGCAGCAACUCUUGAACUGGUCAAAGAGCAGGAUAACAGUCUGUGGAUCUAUCUUGUGGAGGGUUUGCAGAAGUCGCCUGUGCGGGAGGUCACUUGGGUGUUUGAGGAGGAGAAUGUGAAGGACUUUUGGGUCGGUGUCUAUGCUGCUCGGCCGUCCAGUGAGGGUGGGGAGUUAGAUGUCAACUUUGGUCAUUUGAUUAUAGACCAGGAUUAA
This is a messenger RNA of Penicillium bovifimosum, 558 nucleotides long. RefSeq lists its product as uncharacterized. The transcript has 2 exons. The record is from RefSeq and is a predicted model, not a curated record. The coding region runs from base 1 to 558 and encodes 185 amino acids. Lineage: Eukaryota; Fungi; Ascomycota; Eurotiomycetes; Eurotiales; Aspergillaceae.